Messenger RNA from Medicago truncatula (barrel medic), 744 nucleotides. Its product is annotated as photosystem I reaction center subunit IV A, chloroplastic. The coding region runs from base 109 to 555 and encodes 148 amino acids. The record is from RefSeq and is a predicted model, not a curated record. Gene Ontology annotation, biological process: photosynthesis. NCBI's taxonomy places the organism in Eukaryota, Viridiplantae, Streptophyta, Magnoliopsida, Fabales, Fabaceae. The transcript has 3 exons. Gene Ontology annotation, cellular component: photosystem I reaction center; photosystem I.
ACCAAACUAACACACUUCACUCACUCAAAGCCUCUCAAACUACAAUCUAAUCUUGUCCUUUUGCCACAUUAAGAUUAUCAAAAGAGAGACACACACAGAAAGAUAGUCAUGGCUAGCAGCAGCAUGGCAUCAGCAGCUACUGGAUUUUUGUUGUCACUUAAUGUUGCUGCCAACAGCACAACCUCUUCAGCUUCUUCAAGGAGUACCAUGUUGAUGUUCCCUUUAAAGUCCAACAAUAUUGGUUCUUCUUCUUCUAGACUUGUUGUCAGGGCAACCGAUGAGGCUGCCCCGGCUGCACCUGCUGCCCCCGCUGCUCCAGCUGCUGAUGCAGCUCCUACUCCUAAACCCAAGCCACCACCAAUUGGCCCCAAGAGAGGUUCUAAGGUGAAGAUUCUUAGGAAGGAAUCCUACUGGUACAAAGGCACUGGAUCAGUUGUUGCUGUUGAUCAAGACCCCAAGACUCGCUACCCUGUCGUGGUUCGAUUCCAGAAAGUGAACUACGCCAAUGUAUCGACAAAUAACUAUGCUUUGGAUGAGAUUGAAGAAGUUGUUUAAUGAGACAAAUUUAAUUGUAAUUUCAACUCUUGUUAUGAUAUUGAAGUUACUAGCCUAAGGUUUUUUCAUGUCAAAAAUAUUUGUAUCAUAUUCUGUCUGAUAUCUAUCUUCUUCUUGAUCUCUAGAAACUACAUUCAUUGUGCAGUUGCCCAUAAUCUUAAAGUUUACUUGCUUCUUAUUGAAUUCAAA